Brassica napus (rape) is the source of this 639-nucleotide messenger RNA. RefSeq lists its product as uncharacterized. NCBI's taxonomy places the organism in Eukaryota, Viridiplantae, Streptophyta, Magnoliopsida, Brassicales, Brassicaceae. The transcript has a single exon. The record is from RefSeq and is a predicted model, not a curated record. The coding region runs from base 1 to 639 and encodes 212 amino acids.
AUGCUAACAUCUGUUUUGACGGCGAUCCCCACAUUUGCGAUGUCUUGCUUCGAAUUACCUGCAAGUUUGUGCAAGAGAAUUCAAUCAGUACUUACUCGUUUCUGGUGGGAUUCAUCUGAUGGAGUGAGAAAGAUGUGCUGGGUGGCAUGGGACAAACUUACUAAACCUAAGGCAGGAGGAGGUUUGGGUCUGAAGGACAUCCAGUUAUUCAACCAAGCCCUCUUAGCUAAACAUGCAUGGCGUAUACUGACUAAUCCCGAAUGCUUACUAGCUAGAGUGUUGCUAGGAAAAUAUUGUCACAACAAGUCAUUUAUGGAAGUGACAGUCCCUACGGUCUGCUCUCAUGGCUGGAGAAGUAUUUUACACGGUAGAGACCUCCUAAGAGGUAACAUAAGCAAGGUGAUAGGAAACAGACUCUCAACCAAAAUAUGGAAAGACUCCUGGAUUGCAUUGCACAAGGACAUCAGACCGUUUGGACCUAUUCCAGAACCAGCUCUAGACCUAACAGUCUCUGAUCUCCUAACGUCGGAUAUGAAGUGGAAUAAGAGUAGAGUAGAGCAAUUGCUACCUCAGAUGGCUAUGGAAAUCCAGAUGCUUCAACCAGGCAAUACAGAUACAGAGGAUAUCUUUGCUUGGUAG